This is a messenger RNA of Neurospora hispaniola, 180 nucleotides long. RefSeq lists its product as uncharacterized. The record is from RefSeq and is a predicted model, not a curated record. NCBI's taxonomy places the organism in Eukaryota, Fungi, Ascomycota, Sordariomycetes, Sordariales, Sordariaceae. The annotation marks the transcript as partial. The transcript is spliced from 2 exons.
ACACGACGGCCAGAGCAGCCCAUGGUUGACCCAUUACAUCAUCAAGAGCGAACACCACGUCGAGCUAUCUUGAGCCAGGCGCUUCACAUAACCCGUGGUCUUGCUGUUUCGAUCGAGGUCCAAGACGAUUUCCAGGUUUGCCAAAUUGGGCAAUCUCACUGCAAAUCAAGUGCACGUUGA